CCAACUCCGAGCUCUCCGGUCCUGGAAGAAAUGCGAAUUCCCUCGUCGCUGGUGAAUGCCAUGCAGGAUCGUGCCGUCUGCACUCCGAGUGAAUAUUUCAUUGGUGUUCUUCGGCUCUUCCACUUUCUCUUCAUCGUGUUUCCAUCCGUCAUCGUUGCUAUAUGGCGUACACCAGCUUCCUCUUUUCCAGUUCCAACUCAGACAUCAUGGCAUCUCUGUGGCAGUGGAUGAUGGGUUUUCUUCUCUUCUUCUUCUUCCUCCUCCUGUUGGCCACCUUCCCCGUGGUCGAUGCCGGCCAUCCGGACUGGGAGCAUGCGCGGUUCCCCAGUACCGAAUUCUUAUCGCUCAAACCUGGCUUAGGAUCCCAUUUCUGGCCUGAGUCAACUAUCCCCCUAUGCUACGAGAGCGACGACACGCGGAAUAUUUUUCACGACAUUCUCUGGGCCGCAAUGCGAUUAUGGUAUGCAGCCGGCUUGCCUGAGCGUUUCCGACUGUUAGAGAUCAACGGCCAGAGUUGCACCGACAAGCCUUGGGAAUCGCUGUACGUUAAACAAACACGCGACUUAUUCUCCAGUGAUAUUGGCAUGCCCAUGGUUAACAUGGAAGGGACUCCGUUUUAUCCUCCAGUCAACAAACCAACCCUCCACGUGUUCAUUAAUCGGGCCAACAUGCAAUGGACUAUCAAACAAGUUGCUCAUGAAUUGGGACAUUCGUUCGGACUCCUACACGAACAUCAGGACCCUUCAUUCUGGGGCCUACAUUCCACCGAGCGGGUGUUUAAAUUCAACUGUAUCUACCUGGUGGAUUUUAAUGAGGUCACCAAGGACCUGAGCGUGGAGGAAAUUUGGGGGAUCCAUGGCGUCUGCAAAGACCAACGCCAAGCUAAUAGUGUUGGCUUUCGCGCUGCCGACUGGCUUCCGGAACAGGGCGAGAUAUACUCGUCGCACUGGUGGUGGGCUGAUGCUAGCAUGGUUGAUUGGGAUUCAAUCAUGCUAUACCAGUCGUUUAGCGAUACCAUUGAUUACGACAAUAAACCGGUCCUCUCUCGGUACUCUGAUGCAUGGACCUGGGGCCCGAACUGGUCUCCUAGUGUUGGAGAUGUGGCCGCAUUGAAGACAAUCUAUCACAGCUUCUGGGUCAAUCCCUCAUUGCCGUUCUGGAAUGAUAUUCGGAGCCCUUACUAUGAGGUCUUUCGCCAAUUCAGCUCCUGUUGAUUUUGGUCGGUGUGAUGGUGAACCGGAAAUGAAUUGUUUAUGGAUUAUGCUUGGUCACCAUGGAGGAAAAUCUUUCUUUGUAUUCCUGGUGGUAGUGUCGUUCUUCGACUUUACGGGCUAGAAUGGUUAGUGACUGUGUCAGAGGUCACAUCUUUGUCCUUCACGUAGGUAGCUAGGCAGCAAUCAAUCAAGCAACC
Aspergillus sclerotioniger CBS 115572 is the source of this 1411-nucleotide messenger RNA. RefSeq lists its product as uncharacterized. Gene Ontology annotation, molecular function: metallopeptidase activity. The record is from RefSeq and is a predicted model, not a curated record. Bases 207 to 1214 code for a protein of 335 amino acids. The transcript has a single exon. Lineage: Eukaryota; Fungi; Ascomycota; Eurotiomycetes; Eurotiales; Aspergillaceae.